Molecule: messenger RNA, 1667 nt
Organism: Lineus longissimus
Lineage: Eukaryota; Metazoa; Nemertea; Pilidiophora; Heteronemertea; Lineidae
Product: TATA box-binding protein-associated factor RNA polymerase I subunit A-like
Exons: 11
Coding region: 207-1526 (439 amino acids)
Biological process (GO): transcription by RNA polymerase I
Cellular component (GO): RNA polymerase I transcription regulator complex
Source: RefSeq, a predicted model, not a curated record
UCACUUCAAACGUCAGUGUCGGUCGUCAGUGCCAUCUAUCAUCAUCUACAUGGAUAUCAUUGAUGAUUAUGAUGGAGUAUUUUCAGCUAUUGUGUUGUGUACAGUUUCCAUCUUAAUACUAGCCUAAUUUGAUAUUGGCUGCCCUUGCUUGGAUAACUGGCCAACAUCAGAUUUUGAAGAAUGCUGGCAUUCGUGCUAAAGAAUGGAUGCAAGAAGCUGACAAAGAGGUCAGUCGAGCAUCAAAACCACUCGAUUGUCUUUCCAAUUUAAGUAAACACUCAAUGUUCUGUGGAGACCAGAAAAAGCUAUUUAUCUUAUUGAGAGAGUGUAUCCUAAACCACAGGUGGAAUGAGGCACUUAAAAUAGGAACUACUAUCUUGGACCGGAAAAGUUAUCUUAGUGCACAGAAUGUUAAAGCUCUUAGACGGACCAUGCCAGAGGCUGUCUUGCAUACUGGUGAUGAAAAAGGGGAAGCAUAUCAUGACUUUAUAAGGUUGACUAAGGGAACGUUAGGAGGUCGUGGCAUCAGUGAGUUUGAGAUGAAUCUGGACGAGUUGAUCAAAUACCUUGAUGAUGACAAUAUAGGGGCUGCACGAGAUAUUGUAAAGUCUGAAAUCAAGUACAAAAAUAUCUUUGGACAGAGAGAAUACUACAAGCAUCAGCUCACCCUGUAUGAAGGACUCCUGUGGUACGCUGAAUGGCAUGCAGCUAAGCAGAAGAGAGAUGACCAAGAAGCAGAAGAUGAACUGUUGUUUGCCGGUAUGAGUACUCCCUUGGAAGAGGCGAUGAAAGUGCAUGCAGCCAAGGCCAUCCAGUGUUUCACAACCGUCAAACAGUUCCUCCAUGGCACUUGGGAUAUAUUCAUCACAAGAUUUGCCACACUGUUAGAAUACUAUGAGCAGGAUGGAAAAGCCCUCGAGUUAUUAGAGCACUACCAGGAGAAGAACCCUGGCAAUCCUAACGCACGGAUCUACCUGUAUGAAUACCAUAAACGACACAGAGCAGGAGAUGAUGUCUUGUUGGAGAUUCUGGAGAGGAUAGUCAAGGAGACACCGUCGUUACUGAUCGCCUUUGACCUCUGUGAAAUAUAUGUAAAAGCAGGUUGUAAAGAGAAGUCGAUCCCAGUUUUAUUUGAGAUGCUAGAUCACGUUCCUUGGCAGGAUGAGAUAAAACCCUGGGCAUUAUUGGCCAAUGUUCUGAUGGAACUCUCAGAUGACAGUGACCACGAGACUUUACUUCCCUUAAACAAGUGUUGGAAAGAGAGGAAGGACUGGUGGCCUGCAUACCACUUCCAUGUACGACCAGAAGAUGGACUAGGUGUGAAUCUUGUUGUCCACAAGGCUGUAGUGUCCACCCUUCUACUGGGGAAAGAUACCAAGUUUGUCCAGAGUGUGCUAGAUAUGGAUUUGGAAGCUUCGUUGAAGGACAGACUACUCGCAGCUUGUGAUAAGAGACUAUAUGACAGUGUGACUGAAAUGGAUGUGGAUCACACCAGAGAUACCUCUUUUCAGGUGUUCAAGUUAUGAUUACCUUUGCUCUGUGAAGUAACAUUCACUGCCUUUUCAUUGACUGUAAUUCAUGUCAAAUGUGAUAUCUGUCGACCUAUAAUUUGUACUGCCAGCCAAGGACUGCUAGCUAUCUUUUACCAAAUAAAUCUUUGUUUUUAA